CGGAGACCAGGCUCCUGGAGGUGGUUACCUGGCAACCCAGAGUCGGCUCUGAAGACCGGAUUCCUGGAGUUUGUGGCUUGAAAAUGUGCCACUCAUCUCCAGCUGUGGGAAACACCAAAGACAGAUGACCCCAGUCACCAAGCUGUGUUCAACUCUUUGAGACCCCAUGGACCGCAGCAUCCCAGGCUUCCCCGUCCAUCACCAUCUCCCAGGGUUUGAUUAAGCAGGGUGUUUUGAGUGCUGUAUUAAAUGCCUGGGCGGCAUUCCCUACGCCUCUCUGAUCGCCACCAUCCUGCUGUAUGCUGGGGUCGCCCUGUUCUGUGGAUGUGGUCAUGAAGCACUUUCUGGAACUGUCAACAUCCUGCAAACCUACUUUGAGAUGGCCAGGACUGCUGGAGAUACACUGGACGUCUUUACCAUGAUUGACAUCUUCAAGUAUGUCAUCUACGGAAUUGCAGCUGCCUUCUUUGUGUACGGCAUUCUGCUGAUGGUGGAAGGCUUCUUCACGACCGGGGCUAUCAAAGAUCUCUACGGGGAUUUCAAAAUCACCACUUGCGGCAGAUGCGUGAGCGCGUGGUUUAUUAUGCUGACAUACCUUUUCAUGCUGGCCUGGCUGGGAGUCACGGCAUUCACCUCACUGCCGGUUUACAUGUAUUUCAACCUGUGGACCAUAUGCCGAAACACCACCUUAGUGGAGGGAGCGAAUCUCUGCCUGGACCUUCGUCAGUUUGGAAUUGUGACAAUUGGAGAGGAAAAGAAAAUUUGCACCGUCUCUGAGAAUUUCCUGAGAAUGUGUGAAUCCACUGAGCUGAACAUGACCUUCCACUUGUUUAUUGUUGCCCUUGCCGGAGCUGGGGCUGCAGUCAUUGCUAUGGUCCACUACCUUAUGGUUCUGUCUGCCAACUGGGCUUAUGUGAAGGAUGCCUGCCGGAUGCAGAAGUAUGAAGACAUCAAAUCAAAGGAGGAGCAGGAGCUUCAUGAUAUCCACUCUACUCGCUCCAAAGAGCGGCUCAAUGCGUACACAUAAACACCACCUUCCAGCUCUAUCACUCAAAUGCAUUGGUGUUUAACUAAGGGCCAUCCAACCAUCCAAUCUUUUGAAAAAGAAAAUGAAAGUGCUUCUCAUCAAUGACAUGGGGGGGUGACUUAUGAAUUACCCGAAUACACGUCUUUGUUGUGUAGCACUUCAUUUCCUAAUUUGUUCAAUUGGUGUAAUCAGAUCUCUUCUACAAGCUCCUAUCCAGCCUUUUUUUUUUAAUUUCUCAAACUCACUUAAUUCUGUAAGAUCAAAGAGACUAACAUUGUCAGAUGCAGAAGUUUGAUUUCUAACCACUUCCAUGUGUUAUACAUUAAACCUUUUGCAUUCUUUCUUAUGUUUUGAAAAGAAAAGUAGCUUUUUAUACUUUUUAGUUUUGAUUUCAGUAACUAGUUUAACUACAGGUAACCUUCAAAGGGACCACUGUACAUUAUGACAAUAGACAGAAAUGAUAUCAUGACUCAAAACACAAAAGUCCUGUCUGAAGAUCAGUGGCCGUGUCACUAUAGGCCCUGGUUAAUCUUUUCAUCAAUCUAAGGUGCAAUUUCUAAAUUUGUAAGGUAGGUUUAAAAAAAGUGCUUCUUAUCUUUGUUAACACUGUUUUUUUUUUCUUGAUGUACCUAAAAGCAUUUCUCUCUGAUGACUCAUGUUUCUGUUGUGAGCAUGUAGAAACAGUGAUGCUAAUGCAUGGCUAGUUACCUUUUUAAGAUAGUUACACCAGGCUUACCUUUUAAAGUUUAGUAUAGAGACGACUUUAACAGAAAUAACUACCAUGAACUGUUGACGAAUGAUUGCUUUGUGACUUAAGCAGUGGCUGGAUUGGAACUUUUAAUAUGCUAAUGUGGAACAUUAAUUACCUUUAUGAAGGUGGUAUAUUAAAAAUAAGCACACUAACCCCUCCGAAGUUGUUUUACCUACUUUAAAGCAUUUUAAUGGAUUGCACCUCUGUAAACGAUCCCUCCAAUGUGUAUGAUAUAUUUGAAAAGGCUUCCAUUAAUAUAAUAGCUUUGCUUGCAGCCUUCCAAUCUAUGUUGGUUUACCUGUAGUGUUUUUUAAAGUGAGGUCAGAGGCCACUAUACAAUGUAUCCUUUCGAAGUGUAGUGAUAUCUUGUGUUUUUAUUUCAAGGAAGUCAUUUUAACCAAAUGUUCAUUCGUAUUCAUUUAUAAGACGUACCUAUAUCAAAGGAAUAAAAAAAAAACAAUCAGUAUUAUUGGACCAAAUUUGGUGUUUGUUUUAACCUUAACUCUUCUUCGGGUUAUUUCUAAUGCUACAAGAAUGCUGUAAAGUGUCUUUUAAAAUGAUGUAGCCUGACAAGACUUUCUUGCCAGUGUAUAAAAACUAGGUAGUAUUGUGCACUAUUUGACCAUUGUGAAAUCUUUUCUCAGUGUAAGUGCAUUUCUAAUAAAAUUUAUUGAGUGAAACAAUCUUUGUACAAUGACUAGCUGUGCAUCAUCCAUAAUUUUACAAUUCUUGUAGUAGGUAGGGGGUGUAUUACUAGGCUUAUCUGUGGCAUGAUUAUACAUUCUGUAGUAUUAUUUAAUUAAUUUGGGGUUUUGCUUCUUUUUUUUUACACUUAGGUUAUCUUACUGGUUCAACAUUUUUCUGAUAUAUGCAGUAUUACAGAUAUUCAGCAAAAGUAUUAAUGGGCUUCUUUAAAUUCUAUCUUAUAGUGUUUCGGUUCUGUGUCUUAACAGUUUGUGAUGAUUUUUAAAACUGUCUUUUAAACUUAUGUAAUGAUGUUGAUGUUUUUGGCUUUUUUUUUUUUUCUGGUAUUAGAGUUUGUAUUUUCACAAAGAGUGCUUUGUAGCAGGCAUUACAAUUAAUCUGUUUUGUACAUAAAUGUGCCAACAGCUUGAUGGUGGCGUUUUUGAAAUGUAGAACAAAGUGCUUGCAAAUGUAAUAAAUACACUUGUGUACUUUGUGUACUUAU
This is a messenger RNA of Dama dama (fallow deer), 2967 nucleotides long. RefSeq names its product glycoprotein M6A (gene GPM6A). Lineage: Eukaryota; Metazoa; Chordata; Mammalia; Artiodactyla; Cervidae. Gene Ontology annotation, biological process: neuron projection development. The record is from RefSeq and is a predicted model, not a curated record. Bases 380 to 1027 code for a protein of 215 amino acids. The transcript is spliced from 9 exons. Gene Ontology annotation, cellular component: neuronal cell body; filopodium; plasma membrane.